AUGGCCGUGUUAACGCAUCUGCUCGGCCUUGGCCUUGGCCUCAUCCAGCUCGCCGCCGCCGCAGGCAUUGACGACAGCCUGCCUUCGUAUCAUUAUGGUGCUCCUAUCCAGGUCGAGUGCAUGAACCGCAGCUCGGCACCGCCUCGAAAGCGCCUCGUCAUCGGCGACCCCCUGCCGCUCUCCUUCUCCGUCCGCUGGUUCCCGACGCCGGCGCUGCCCAAGACGGAGGGCACCGUCGAGUGGCAGGGCAUGGGCGGCCACAUUUACGCGAGCACCGUCUUUUACAGCAUCGUCAGCUUUGGCGCCGGCGUCACCGUGGCCGGCGCCUACUUCCUCGGCGUCGUGCUGCCCAAGAGGCUGAAGAACAGGACCCUCGGCGGCGCGACGCCGCUGGGCUACGGUGUCAAUGGGGUUGGCGUCGGGAACGGAUGGGGGUACUCCAAGACUUCGAAACGUCUCGACUGA
Verticillium alfalfae VaMs.102 is the source of this 465-nucleotide messenger RNA. RefSeq lists its product as hypothetical. The record is from RefSeq and is a predicted model, not a curated record. Bases 1 to 465 code for a protein of 154 amino acids. Lineage: Eukaryota; Fungi; Ascomycota; Sordariomycetes; Glomerellales; Plectosphaerellaceae. The transcript is spliced from 2 exons.